GAAGAGAAGGAAGAGUAACAGAGGAACCCAGAUGAGAUCUAACACAAAACUGGGCUACACUAAGCCCGUAGCCGAACAAGCUUGUUGAAAAGCAAGGUUCGUGUUGCUUGGUUUUCACUUGUUGAUUGAGAGGUUGAAAGAGCAGAGGAAAAAAAAUGUUGCAGUUUCCGGCGUUUAUGACACAAUACCCAAUGUCGACGAGGACGAUUCCGACGUCGUUUCUGCUACCCUCGCAGUGGCCCCAGCCCCAAAACGAAGAAUUCCUCCUCGCCAUGGAGGAGUCUGAUUUCGAAGAAAAGUGCAAUGAGAUCAGGAAGAUGAACAGCAACCUGAUUAUGAUAGGGAAAACCACCAAUGAAAAUGAGAAGGAAGAAUUUGACAACGAGGCCGAUGAUGAUGAUGCUGACAAUGCAGAGGAAUCUGAGGGUGAAGAAUUUGAGCAAGAAACUGGUUGAAGAAGUUGCACCUCUAUGCUGUUUGUAUGCUUGGGUCAAAUCUUUGUAUUUGAGUGUUGACUCUUUCAUAUCAUACUUGCUCUAGUGCUUAAUCACGUACUUAACAUCUUCACUAGCAUAAUCGAUGCUGCAACAAUAGCAUGAGUUAAAUGCAGAUGAGGUACAGUAGGGGGAGUGCCCCUUCUCCUUUCUUAUGAGCAAGUGUCUCUCUUCCGACUAUUUAGAAGAAGAAGAGAGCUGUUUAGGUUUUCAAACAAGACAAGAACAAUAUUGGUCAUUUUGACUUUCUUUCCAGGGAUAAUAACUCAAGUAUCAGUCAUCCCCAUUCUAAGAUUUUUAACCAAAUACAAUGAAUGUUUCCUUCUCAA
Lotus japonicus is the source of this 823-nucleotide messenger RNA. RefSeq lists its product as uncharacterized. The record is from RefSeq and is a predicted model, not a curated record. Gene Ontology annotation, biological process: regulation of mitotic cell cycle spindle assembly checkpoint. The transcript is spliced from 2 exons. Gene Ontology annotation, cellular component: anaphase-promoting complex. Bases 156 to 455 code for a protein of 99 amino acids. Lineage: Eukaryota; Viridiplantae; Streptophyta; Magnoliopsida; Fabales; Fabaceae.